Molecule: messenger RNA, 940 nt
Organism: Arabidopsis arenosa
Lineage: Eukaryota; Viridiplantae; Streptophyta; Magnoliopsida; Brassicales; Brassicaceae
Source: the annotation of a GenBank genome assembly
ACAAAACCAUAAACCAAAAGAAGAGAAGAAAAGAAGCGAUGGGUCUCUCUUGGGCACGUAAGUUACUUGUAGUCCUCAUGGUUUCUGCGUUCGUCUUCUCCGGUAGUGCUGAUGCGUGGAGCUGGAGUUGGGGUUCUGACCAGUCCGGUUCGAACGGGGGUUGGGGAUGGAGCUCCGGCAACUCUGGCGGUUCUUCUGGCUCGGGUUCAGGUGGUUCAGACUCCAACUCGGAUGGUUCAAGCUGGGGUUGGGGAUGGAGCUCGGACGGAACAGAUACAAACUGGGGUUGGGGAAGCAGCUCUGGCUCAAACUAUUCAAGUGGCACUGGUUCUACACACAACAAUCACAGCUCGGGCUCAAACCACUCAAGCAUCAUUGGUUCUACACACAACCACACGGCUCUAUCGGUGGGAAGAAAGAUUGCGGUUACUGUAUGGAAAAACGGAUACGGUUACACAGAAUGGACUGCAAAGCAUGCCCCAUUCUACGUCAACGAUGUUCUUGUCUUCACGUACAACAACAAUGACCAAACCCAAUCCAAGACAAAGCACCACAACAAGAAGAAGAACGACGUCUACUUGCUCCCAGACAUGAAGAGCUUCAAGAGAUGCGAUGUGGCCAGAGGCAAGAAGCUGGCGGCACGAGGAGGUUCAUCAUUAAGAGGCUUCAAGUUGCUUCUCCGUAAGGUUCAGACUUACUACUUCGCCAGUGGAGACCACAACGGCUGCAACCACAACAUGAAGUUCUCUGUCCACCCCAUUCUCCACCCUUCUUCACACUAACUUUAAAUCCACUUCACGACUUCACCUGUUAUUUCCUUUCCUUACUAGCUACAUUUGUUACGUAUUCAGAUUCUGUUGCUCUUUUUUUUUUUUUGUUGUUUCUUAUUGUUAAGGCAACUAGUCUUGUUCCAGGCAUAUAAUACACAUUCGUUUAUGCA